Molecule: messenger RNA, 984 nt
Organism: Rhinolophus ferrumequinum (greater horseshoe bat)
Lineage: Eukaryota; Metazoa; Chordata; Mammalia; Chiroptera; Rhinolophidae
Gene: MED30
Product: mediator complex subunit 30
Exons: 4
Coding region: 159-695 (178 amino acids)
Biological process (GO): positive regulation of DNA-templated transcription
Cellular component (GO): mediator complex
Molecular function (GO): transcription coregulator activity
Source: RefSeq, a predicted model, not a curated record
ACGCGUACGUCACGGUGGGCGGAAGUCACGGCCGCUGUUUUGAAAUCAGGCCGCCGGAAUCUUACAAGGUCUCACGCAGAGGCCGACAGCAGCCCCUGGCCAGGAGGACCCCCGACACCUCUUUUCAGACCCCGCGGGCCUGAGGCCACAGCCGCAGCAUGUCGACCCCUCCGUUGGCGGCGUCGGGGAUGGCCCCCGGGCCCUUCGCCGGGCCCCAGGCUCAGCAGGCCGCCCGGGAGGUCAACACGGCAUCGCUCUGCAGGAUCGGGCAGGAGACUGUGCAGGACAUCGUAUACCGCACCAUGGAGAUCUUCCAGCUCUUGAGAAACAUGCAGCUGCCAAAUGGUGUCACGUACCAUACUGGAACAUAUCAAGACCGGUUAGCAAAGCUGCAGGAUCAUCUUCGCCAACUUUCUAUUCUCUUCCGGAAGCUGAGAUUGGUCUAUGACAAAUGCAAUGAAAACUGCGGAGGGAUGGAUCCCAUUCCAGUAGAGCAACUUAUUCCAUAUGUGGAAGAAGAUGGCUCAAAGAAUGACGAUCGGGCUGGCCCACCUCGAUUUGCUAGUGAAGAGAGGCGAGAAAUUGCCGAAGUAAAUAAAAAACUCAAACAGAAGAAUCAACAGCUGAAGCAAAUUAUGGAUCAAUUACGAAAUCUCAUCUGGGAUAUAAAUGCCAUGUUGGCAAUGAGAAACUAAACUGAUAUUUAAAUUUCCUGCUUUACACAUGUUACACCAUUUUUUUCCCUCAAGUAUUUUUUUCCCUUUGAACAAGAUUAUUUAUCUGUUUGCCUUCUAGUCACUAGAAUUAAAGUUCCUAUUUUUGCAUUGUGGUUUUAAAUGAAAGGAUUCAUUGGCAGUUUGUUUUAAGUUGUUGAUUCUGUGAAAGAUUAUUGUAAUAAACUUUGAUUCGGUGUGUGUUUUGGUUAAUCUUCGUGAAUUGAAUAACUUUUACUAAAAGCAAAAUAACUAAGUUUUGUAAAUAAAU